This is a messenger RNA of Trichophyton benhamiae CBS 112371, 1452 nucleotides long. RefSeq lists its product as uncharacterized. Gene Ontology annotation, cellular component: nucleus; cytosol. The record is from RefSeq and is a predicted model, not a curated record. Lineage: Eukaryota; Fungi; Ascomycota; Eurotiomycetes; Onygenales; Arthrodermataceae. The transcript has 2 exons. Gene Ontology annotation, molecular function: RNA 7-methylguanosine cap binding; mRNA binding. The coding region runs from base 1 to 1452 and encodes 483 amino acids.
AUGGACACUGGGAUGGACAUAGAUAUGGACCUGGACCUUGGACAGUUACCUGAACCUGAUCCGAUUGAGCUAGAGCCCGUUUCUACUCUGACAGUAGCGUCUGCGAUCGCGGGGCAAACCGAGGCUGGAGUAGCCAACCCCAAUGACGAACCUCAGCUAGAGAAAGUCCAUAUUCGGGGUGUUGACGAACUGACUACGGAUGAUAUUAAACGGUUUGCUGCCGAGCAUUUCACCUUAGAAGAGCCUGAGCGAAUUGAGUGGAUAGAUGAUACCUCGGCAAACAUUAUAUACAGCUCGGCAGAGGUGGCAUCCAAAGCCCUAUCAUCAUUUACUCAGGAGAAUGUCGAAGAUGCAGUUACUAACUCGCCCUCACUUCGCCUUCGGACGGCGAAGGCACUGUCUUCUCACCCCGAUUCAGUUCUACAGGUCCGGCUGGCCGUGAAGUCGGAUCGAAAGAAACAUCGCGCAUAUGAGGCUAGCCGCUUCUACUUGAUGCACCCAGAGCAUGAUCCUCGAGAACGGAUGCGGAACGAAUUUUCUGGCAGAAGACAUCGGGGACCCAGAGGUGAUAAUGAUGGUGAUUAUCGGAGAAAACGAUUUGAUGAUAAAGAGCACCGUCGACGCAAAGGCCAGGCCAGAGACGAUAAUUUCGAUGUUAGUAUGUAUGAUGACGACGCGGACCGUGGGCGACGUGCUUCCAGUGGUGAUAUAUCUAGCGCUGGCUCAUAUACCAGGAGCCGAGCAAGAAGGAAUAACCGUGACCUUUUCGACGAUCGUAUGGAAUCGCUGGAAGGGCGACUUAGGGACCGCAGUGCCUCACCUUCUAGGGCAAAUGGAGACGGACCGGAUCUUCGACUUGCUGGUGGUUCAUCGUCUAAUAGGCGUUUCCGUGAUAGACCCUCUCUUUCUGGCCGUGACAGUAGGGAUAGGUCGCGUUCUAAUGCUGGCAAAGAGCUUUAUCGUUCUGGCAACAACGCAGGUGAUGAAGCCGCAAGAGGGAGGGAAUUGUUUCCCAACAAGACUGCUUCAAGCUACCUAAAACAGGAACUAUUGAUGAAUACUGUGUCUCCACCAGCCAACACAGUGCAUCGUCGAUCCGAUGCUUUUGACGCUGCUGACGAAACAACUGAUCUGUUUGCCCAGCGGAUGACUGUUCCGUUCGUGGACGGUGCUAAUGAUGACGCUAAACGUUCCAACAAGCGUAAUGUGGAGUUGUUUCCAGAUUCAAUAAAGGACCGGUCUCAGAGCUUGAACAUCCGUGGCCUAUCAUCGGAGAAUAAUGGAGUUUCUAUUCGUGGGGCUGCCUCUGGUGGGAUAUCUAUAAAAGGGGCAGCUAACGUCAGAGAACUUUUCCCCUCAAAGUACACUGGCAACGAAGGGAAAGAGCUAUUUUCAGAUACCCUCGAAGGACGAGGGGGGAGGAGAAGACGUGCAGAAGAUAUGUUUGGUUGA